Messenger RNA from Clonostachys byssicola, 1377 nucleotides. The record is from the annotation of a GenBank genome assembly. NCBI's taxonomy places the organism in Eukaryota, Fungi, Ascomycota, Sordariomycetes, Hypocreales, Bionectriaceae.
AUGUCUUCCCCAACUGAGCCCCAAACAAGCGACAACGCUUGGUGGAGCCAUGGAGAGGAGACUCAUACCCUUCCUCUUUCACAAGCUGUACCAAUGGACACGAGCGUCAACACCUGGUCUCGGUUUGGCCAAGUAUACGAGGCCUACGAAUAUAGUGGCUGGAUUGACGAAAGUCUUUCGUGGAAGACGGACUGUUAUAUUGGCGACUGGUCUUCUCUCGCCAAAGCUAGAGUAACUGGGCCAGAGGCGAAAGAUUUCUUUGAAUUCAUCUCUACCAACCGAUGGCCGGAUUUCAAGCCUGGUCAAGCCAAGCAUGCCAUCUUCUGCCAGGAUAAUGGGAAUAUUGUCGGCGAUGGACUCGUCCUGAUGCUUGCCGAGAACGAUUUUCUCUUCACGAGCGGGCCUGGCACUGUUUGGGCCACCUACCAGCUGAAGUUUGGAAGGAAGAAAUUUGACGCUUCUCUUCAGCUAGUCACCGAUGAUUGGUGUCUUCUCCAGGUCCAAGGACCGAAGAGUGUCGAGCUGAUGGACGAGAUCACUGAUAAGGGCGUACGAGACAUCAAAUUUAUGCAUUGGAAGGAACUUUCUAUCGAUGGCAUCAAAUUCAAAUGCUUGAGACAAGGCGUUUCUGGCGAAUUUGGAUUCGAGAUAUGGGGUCCAAUGAAAGAUGCCAAGAAGAUCUUUACUUCUGUUCUUGAGAAAGGCAAGAAGUAUAACAUUCGUCGGCUUGGCGCACGUGCAAAAUGUGUGAAUCACACAGAAGCAGCCUUCGCGACACCGGCAAUCGACUUCAUCCCCGCUAUUCACGAGCCAGCAGAAAGCGAAGAGCUAGCAAAGUUUCGAAAAUAUACGCAAGACAUUAAUUUUGACUUUGAGCUAUACUUAUCAACAGCGUAUGGCAGCUACGGCACGGAUCCGAGACUGUAUCACUUCACUCCCUUUGACCUAGGUUGGGGUUGGCUUGUCAACUUGGAUCACGAUUUUAUUGGACAUGAUGCGCUUGCUAAAAUCAGGAAUAGCCCCCCGAAUAAGCUAGUGACGCUCGUGUGGAACAAGGAAGAUGUAGUUGAUGUUUUUGCGUCCCUCUACCGCCCUGAGUCGUAUGAGUAUAUGGAGAUGCCUCGCAAUUUACUCGGUGCUGUCAACGGAAGCACCGUUUCUAUCAGUGGCAAGACCAUCGGGUGUGCCGUAUCUCGGUGCUACAGCUACUGGUUCAAGGACACGAUUUCACUGGGGAUCAUCAAGACGGAGCACGCCGUUCCGGGUACGGCUGUUGAGGUGACAUGGGGCUCGGCAGGAUACCCACGAAAGAUCAUCAGAGCGGUAGUGCAGCCCGCUCCUUAUAAGGAGGACAAGCGUCGUUAUUCGAUUCGGUAA